Molecule: messenger RNA, 969 nt
Organism: Lachnellula hyalina
Lineage: Eukaryota; Fungi; Ascomycota; Leotiomycetes; Helotiales; Lachnaceae
Exons: 3
Coding region: 1-969 (322 amino acids)
Source: RefSeq, a predicted model, not a curated record
AUGGCGUCAACUGAAGCACUCCCUACCAUCAAGGUGUUAAUCACACUGCAUCCUGGCAUGGACUCCCUCGAUUUCAUCGGUCCCCUUGAAGUUCUGAGCCAGGCGAAGCAUAAUCCCAAUGAUGCUUCAACCAAAGCCUUCUCUACCACCUUCGUCUCCGCUACUGAGCUCACCACCACUGCUCAGGGUGCUGGUCUCCGCGCUCACAUAGAAUUCAAAGAAGCUUAUGCCCGUCUUUCUGAAUUCGACAUCAUAGUUUUGGAGAUUCCAACUCUCAAUAAGCCUCCCAAUACUCCCAAAUCUCAAACCACCCAACUAAAACCACCGCCCCCAAACCCUACUGACUUCUCAAUCCCACAGCUCAUCAUCCCCGGCGGCGGUAUUGACGAAGUCCUAAAAAACAAAUCCGAACCCCUCGGCCUAAUCAAAGCCUGGUCUGACCUCCAAAAGAAAGACCCCAAGAAAGAACGCACCCUCCUCUCCAUAUGCACCGGCUCUCUCCUCCUGGCCCAGCAGGGAAUCUUGUCGGGCCUCUCCGCAACCACACAUCCGGACUCUUACGCCAAGUUCGAGAAGAUCUGCAGCGAGAUCGCACAGCGGGAUCUAGCCGAGCGUUGUGAUCUAGUCGAGGAGCGAUACGUGGUGAACAAUCUACGCUUUGAUCUCGGCGACGAGGAGCAGGUCAAUCCGUAUGUGCGCCGACGCAGCGAUGCCAAGCCUCCGCCAAUGAAACGCAAGGGGAGCAAUGCGUGGAAGGAGAGUAAUACGAGGCGCGAGAGCAAUACUAGGCGUGCGGCGUUGAGGUUGGGUGGCUUGAGGGUCAUUACGAGUGGAGGUGUGACUACGGGUCUAGAUGCAAGCUUGUACUUGGUGAGUAUUAUGGUCAGUGUGGAGAGUGCGAAUGAGGUUGCCCGGGUGCUACAGUACAAUUGGGGCAAGGGCGUUGUUAUUGAUGGAAUUGAUAUCUAG